This is a messenger RNA of Glycine soja, 3843 nucleotides long. RefSeq names its product CHD3-type chromatin-remodeling factor PICKLE-like. Lineage: Eukaryota; Viridiplantae; Streptophyta; Magnoliopsida; Fabales; Fabaceae. Gene Ontology annotation, cellular component: nucleus; chromatin. The transcript is spliced from 27 exons. The coding region runs from base 1 to 3594 and encodes 1197 amino acids. The record is from RefSeq and is a predicted model, not a curated record. Gene Ontology annotation, molecular function: histone binding; DNA binding; ATP-dependent chromatin remodeler activity. Gene Ontology annotation, biological process: chromatin remodeling; negative regulation of transcription by RNA polymerase II.
AUGCUGGGUCAUGAUGAUAAGAAGGAAUAUCUUGUGAAGUGGAAAGAGCUUCCAUAUGAUGAAUGCUAUUGGGAGCUCAAGUCAGAUAUCUCUGCAUUUCAAACAGAGAUAGAAAGAUUUAACACCUUUAAGUCUAGAUCAAGGAAACUUUUGUCUAGUAAGAAAAAGCGUAGUGUUGAGGAUGAUGCUGAACUGAAUAAGCAGCAGAAAGAAUUUCUACAGUAUGAACAUAGUCUUCAAUUUCUUUCAGGGGGUGCACUGCAUUCAUAUCAACUUGAAGGAUUGAACUUCUUGCGAUUCUCAUGGUCCAAGCAAACUCAUGUUAUACUUGCUGAUGAAAUGGGACUCGGCAAAACCAUACAGAGUAUUGCUUUCCUAGCAUCCCUUUUUGAAGAGAAUGUUUCUCCACAUCUGGUGGUUGCUCCACUUUCAACAUUACGAAACUGGGAACGUGAAUUUGCAACUUGGGCUCCUCAAAUGAAUGUUGUUAUGUAUUUUGGAUCUGCCAAAGCUCGUGCUUUUAUUAGAGAGUAUGAGUUUUACUUUCCAAAGAAUCAAAAGAGGAUCAAGAAAAAAAAAUCUAGACAGAUAGUUAACGAAAGCAAACAAGAAAGGAUAAAGUUUGAUGUCCUUUUGACAUCAUAUGAGAUUAUAAAUUCUGAUACAUCAUCAUUGAAACAUAUAAAGUGGGAGUGCAUGAUAGUUGAUGAAGGUCAUCGUCUCAAAAACAAGGACUCUAAAUUAUUUUCUUCAUUGAAGCAAUAUUCUAGCAAACAUCGUGUGCUUUUAACAGGAACUCCACUUCAGAACAAUCUGGAUGAGCUUUUUAUGCUUAUGCACUUCCUUGAUGCUGGAAAGUUUGGAAGUUUAGAGGAGUUCCAGGAAGAGUUUAAGGAUAUCAAUCGAGAGGAGCAGAUUUUGAGACUACAUAAAAUGUUGGCGCCACAUCUCUUGCGAAGACUGAAGAAAGAUGUCAUGAAGGAACUUCCUCCAAAAAAGGAACUUAUUUUGCGUGUUGAGUUAUGCAGCAAACAGAAAGAAUACUACAAGGCAAUUUUGACCCGUAAUUAUCAGAUAUUAACCCACCAAGGUGGUGCACAAAUUUCUCUUAUCAAUGUUGUUAUGGAACUGCGUAAGCUCUGUUGUCAUCCCUAUAUGUUACAAGGAGUUCAACCAGACCUAAAGGAUGAAAAAGAAUCAUACAAGCAAUUUCUUGAAUCGUCUGGGAAGUUGCAAUUGUUGGAUAAGAUGAUGGUGAAGCUUAAAGAGCAAGGACAUAGAGUUCUCAUAUAUUCCCAAUUUCAGCACAUGCUGGAUUUGCUUGAAGAUUACUGUGUUUACAAGCAUUGGCAGUAUGAGAGGAUAGAUGGCAAGGUUGGAGGAGCUGAAAGACAAGUACGGAUAGAUCGGUUUAAUGCUAAAAAUUCUUCAAGAUUUUGUUUCAUACUUUCUACUAGAGCUGGGGGAUUGGGAAUAAACCUAACAACAGCUGACACAGUUAUUAUAUAUGACAGUGAUUGGAAUCCUCAUGCUGAUUUACAAGCUAUGGCUAGAGCUCAUCGACUUGGACAAACUAACAAGGUGAUGAUUUAUAGGCUUAUAACGAGGGGAACAAUUGAGGAAAGGAUGAUUCAGAUUACAAAGAAGAAAAUGGUGUUAGAACACCUGGUUGUAGGGAGUCUAAAGGCUCAAAACAUUAACCAGGAAGAGUUAGAUGAUAUCGUAAGGUAUGGCUCAAAGGAGUUGUUUGCUGAUGAGAAUGAUGAAGUGGGCAAAUCUCGCCUAAUUCAUUAUGAUGAUGAAGCAAUAGACAGACUGCUGGAUCGAGAUCAACUUGGAGAUGAAAAGGCUGCUGUAGAUGGUGAAGAUGAAGAUGGAUUUUUGAAGGCCUUUAAGGUGGCAAAUUUUGAAUAUGUUGAGGAAGUUGAGCCAUCAGAGGAGGUGACACAAAAUAGAGCAAAGGAGAACCAAUCCUCUGUGACUAGUUCAAAAAGAACAAAUUACUGGGAAGAGUUGUUGAAAAAUGCAUAUGAAGAGAAUAAAGUUGAAGAGUUAAAUGCCUUGGGCAAAGGCAAGCGAAACAGAAAUAAAUGGCUGGGGGGCGGUUUUAGUGGUUUGGAAGAUGUAAGCUCUGAUGAUGAAGAUGACAGUUACAAAGAGGAUCUUACUGAUGAUGAUUCAAAUUCAACUGAAACUACUACUACUAGAAGGCCUCACAAAAAGAAAGCUCGUGAUAGCAUGGGGCCACUUCCUUUAAUGGAAGGUGAAGGAAGAUCUCUGAAAGUACUUGGUUUUACUCAAAAUCAAAGGGCUGCAUUUGUUCAAAUUUUGAUGAGGUUUGGGGUUGGUGAUUUUGAUUGGAAAGAAUUUACUUCCCGCAUGAAACAGAAGAGUUAUGAAGAAAUCAUGGAGUAUGGAAAACUUUUCUUGUCUCAUAUUGCAGAAGAUAUAACAGAUUCCCCUACAUUCACAGAUGGUGUUCCAAAAGAAGGACUUCGAAUAAAAGAUAUACUUGCAAGGAUUGCAGUUCUGCUCUUGAUAAGGGACAAAGUGAAGUUUGCUUCAGAAAAUCCUCGAACUCGGGUUUUUUCAGAUGAUAUCUUAUUACGCUAUGCAGGUUUGAAGGGGGCAAAAAUAUGGAAGGAGGAGCAUGAUUUGGUGUUACUGCAUGCUGUGCUGAAGCAUGGCUAUGGAAGGUGGCAUGAUAUUGUUGAUGAUAAGGAUCUGAAGAUUCAAGAGGUCAUCACUCAGGAGUUGAAUAUUUCAUUUACAAAAUUACCAGUUCAUGGACAAGUUUGCUCUCAAGUGUACAAUAGUGCAAAUAUGACAAAUGUGGAGUCCAGCUGCAACCCUUCUGCUGAAACUGAUAAGAGUGACAUAGCAGAUGAUGGUGCAAAUAUGACAAAUGUGCAAUCGAGCUGCAACCAAUCUAAGGAGAGUGGUGUGAGUAACAUUGCUGCUGAAGGUGCACAUGGUUCUGGUGAUUCUGGGAAUCAAGCACAGUUUAGAGACAUGCAGAGAAGACAUAUUGAGUUUAUAAAAAAAAGGUUUCUUCUCUUGGAAAAAGGUCUCAACGCCGAGUACCAGAAAGAAUACUUUAGUGAUUUGAAAGUAAAUGAGGUGGAAAAUGAUGAACCUAAAGCUGACAUUCAAAUGAUUGGUCAACUGCCUCGAAUCGAAGCAAUAGGUUCAGAAGAAAUUUCUAUUUCUGCAUAUGAUUGUGAUCCUGAUCGAUUGCAAUUAGUUUGUCUUUACAACAAGAUGUGCAAGACUGUGGAGGAAAACACCAUGAAUUUAAUUCAGGAGUUAUCGGCAAGAGAACUAACAGAAGUCAACGUUAUUAAGAACUUCCAUCAACUGGAAAUCAUUUCAGCGGAUGUCAACAGAAUUCUAAAUCAACAAAAUAAACGUUCAGCUGAAACGCAAGUACUAAAUUCUAACAAAUCGAAUACUUUAUCACAGACUGAAGUUGUGGGCUCUGGAUUGCUGUCUAGUUCUCAAGAUAAAUGCAAAGCUGAAGAUGUUGUAAUGGUGUGUGAACCUAAAAAAGAAAGUGAUCAGGUUACCAAGAUUUCCCAAGACAUGGGGAACUGAUGUCGAAAUGGACGGAUCAGAAUUAAGAACGAUACAAACUUGAAUGUGAUCAUUUUUAGAUGACUAAAACCGAUACCUUAUAGACAGAUAUUUGUCAUAUUUGUAUCAUAAAAGUCUCAAAUAUCAAUAUUUUUGAACUCAUUUGUAGGAAUAUAGAUAUAGAUUAAAAAGAAAAGGCACCGUAGCAUAUACAGUGUUGUAAAUCCGUUGAUUCACAAUACAUUGGAAUUUAAUUGUGUUUUAAGUUGC